Messenger RNA from Conger conger (European conger), 1829 nucleotides. It is a transcript of the gene rpp25l, whose product is annotated as ribonuclease P/MRP 25 subunit-like. Bases 335 to 895 code for a protein of 186 amino acids. Gene Ontology annotation, cellular component: ribonuclease MRP complex. The record is from RefSeq and is a predicted model, not a curated record. NCBI's taxonomy places the organism in Eukaryota, Metazoa, Chordata, Actinopteri, Anguilliformes, Congridae. Gene Ontology annotation, molecular function: RNA binding. Gene Ontology annotation, biological process: tRNA 5'-leader removal. The transcript is spliced from 2 exons.
AGAUCAGAAACACUCUUCGGGGGGCAUGUGUGAAUGUGUCAGUGACUAAUCUCCACAGUAUAUUUACAGGUUUCCAAUUCGUGCAAGAAUGGAUGCAAAUAACAAAUAAUGGAGCAUGAAAAGGUAACACGAGAUAGGGGACAAUUGGAGUUAAACGAUGGAUUAUUUAAAUAUUUACAAAAUACAGGAUUAACAAACAAUAUAAAUGCAUGAUGCUACACACUCUGGUACAGUAGGUGGCGAUAUUCAAUUUUAGAUUGAGGUGCUACCUAUUAUUGGGCCACAGAAGAAGAAGAGGAAAAGUUCAGUAGAAGGUUCAGUUGAAUUUGAUUUAAUGGAGAAUUACAAGAAAGCGCGGAUAGUGGAGCAGCCUUUCCCCUGCCCCUACCCAGGACUGGCCAGCGAUACGCCCGAGGUUAGGGUGAAAGACGGCAGCAAGAUCCGCAACUUGAUGGGUUUCGCCAUGGGCCGCAUGGAGCCCGAUACAUGCCGCCAGAUCCUGUUCUCUGGUGCUGGUAAAAGCAUUGCAAAGGCUAUCACAUGUACUGAAAUCCUUAAGCGACGCAUGCGUGGCCUACAUCAGUACACCCAGCUGCUGUACCGAACUGUUCAUGAAGUGUGGGAGCCCCUGGAGCCUGCUGCAGGUCUAGAUAGCCUCACUGUCAGCAGAAAUGUGCCUGCUAUUUGCGUGCUGCUUUCCAAGGACCCCCUUGACAACACCCAGCCAGGGUACCAGGCACCCGGUUCCUUCAACACUCUUUGGGUACAGGCUUCAAGAGAGGAGGAAGAGGAGGCAGGGCAGGGGCAAAGGAGAAAGAGAGGUGCUGGGAGGGGAAAAGGGGGCUCUGGCAGACAAGGAGGUUGCCGAGAAUAUUCUAAAAAAGACUAUCGUUGAAGUUUGUUUGUGAAGUGCAAAUGAAAUGUAUGAUUACAGUAGAUGCAUGUUUUAUUUGUUGUAUUUCUGUUAUACAUUUUCUUUUGAUCUCAUUCAAAUUCCUAAAGUAUACCCCUUCCUGAUUUCCUUUUUUUUUCUUUAGACAAAAUGUAAUAUUAGAAAAAGGGAUAAAUUGCUCAUAUUCUGUGGAAGAUGAGUCAAAAGUGGAAUUUUUUGCAGGACUCCCAAUAUAUCUGGUGUAAAGCAAAUACAGCAUUUCAAAAUAAGAACCGCAUGCCCACUGUGAAACAUGGUCGUGGUAGUGUGAUGGUGUGCAGAUUUUUUCUGCCUCGGGACCUGGAUGAUUUGCCAUUAUUGAAUUCAAUUGAAUUGAAUUAAGUAGAAUAUAUGGUCAUCUAUCUGUCAGUUGGGUGAUGCAGCAAGUUCACAUCUGAAUUGCUGAAAAGAAACAAAAUGAAGUGGCCCAGUCAAAGUCCUGAACCCAAAAGAGAUACUGUGGCAGUUAGUUCAUGCUCCAAAACCUACCAAUUUGUCUGAAUUGGGUCACUUCUGCAAAGAAGUCAGAUAAAAUUCCUCCACACUGAUGUGAAAGAUUAAUAUCAAAUUAUAGGAAGUGUUGGUUGCAAUAAAAAAUGGCAAUGCAUAAAAGCAGAUUCAAGCAAUAAACAUGCAGGCAGAACAUGGUACAUGCAAAGUGAAGACAAGAUGAUGGGCAAGGCAUACAAAAGCAGCAGAGGUAAAUCAUACAGGCACACAAGAGCAAGCCCAUAAUGGUCAUAAUAAGCAGGAUAGUAAGUAGAGAAACCGCAAUAUAUGCUACUAAAGGACAAUAAGUAAAAUUGCUGGAGUAAUAUAAAAAUAUCAGGCGAAGGCCUCCAAUGAAAUGUGCUAAAACUUGAGCAAAGGUGAUUAAACACUGUUUUGAAGAGACAAA